AUGCUGUUUACUAACAGAUUAUUGGAAGCUGGUAAAAAAUCUAUUGAUCUUCCUUCAAUUUCUCCCAAUGUACUUGAAACACUUGAUAAUUGUGUUUAUUCAGGAGAAAUAAAUAUUUAUCAAGAAAAUGUAGAAGAACUAAUGAUAGCAGCAGUUAUGUUAAAACUUGAUGAUGCUGUAAGUAAAUGUUGUACAGAAUUCUUGAAAAGUGAAUUAGAUUCAACUAAUGCUGUUGGAUUAAUUAGGUUUGCUGAUAUGCACAAUUUUACUGUUUUGCACAAAUUAUCAAAAGAUUUUAUAUAUGGAAAUUUUAUUCAAAUUUGUGAAGAUGAAUUGGGUGAUUUGUCUAAAGAUCAAUUUAUUAAGUUUCUCCAACAGUGA
This is a messenger RNA of Macrosiphum euphorbiae (potato aphid), 381 nucleotides long. The record is from the annotation of a GenBank genome assembly. NCBI's taxonomy places the organism in Eukaryota, Metazoa, Arthropoda, Insecta, Hemiptera, Aphididae.